AAAUAGAAAAAAAUAUCCUCAGACGUCCGGAGUGUGUUUCAGACGUCAGAAAUGACCUGAAAAACAGCAAGCGAACACGUGUGAAGUUUAUUUCUCCUUCUGGUUAACCUAAGUCGCUUUAUGUGGCUGACUGAAUUUGGAAGUCCAUCUCAGGCUUGAGCAUCAGAAAGUCUACAGACAGGAAAACUACUCAAGCAGUUCUUACCAAUGGAGCCCCGACUGACAGAGAGUCUGAAGGCUGUGUUCAUCUUGAUCAUCCUCAUCUCCAAAGGUUCAAGUGAAAAUGAUCAGGAAUUGAAAUUUUGUGGCACCUGGAGCCACGUUAAGGGCUCCCUGUCCCUGAACGUCAAACUCUCCCCAGGCUGUAAUGGACUCUCAGUCUCAGCCAAUAAGAGCUUUCUGUCCAUCGAAGGGCAGAUCACAGCUCAGUGCGCGCGGUCUGAGGUGAUUCGCCUCUAUGGACUUGAUUCAGAGGGGCAAAGUAAAUUCUGUCUGCACUGGGAACCAUUGCUGGACCAGUUGAAGCUGCAGGUUGGAGGAAAGAACCUUACUCUGUGCUGGCCUGCCGGCCUACAGGGCUCCUGCUGUACUGAUCUGUCUCUUGGCCCCAACGAACCCGAAGCACUCUAUGGCAUCACCGGUGGCUCAAUCAGUACAGAUGUCAUCACCCAUAAAACACACACAGGCUUCAAGUUCAAUGGAACGUCCAUCGAGUGCAAGGAGUUAUGUAAGCAAGCGAGCCGUGGAUCCACCCAAGUCAUCAUGUCUGAAGACACCACAGGGAGUGCUCAAUAUGCCUGCGCCCCCAUGUUUGAGGUGGAUAUGAAGGAGGAUUCCAGAGGCUACAACGUCACAUCACCUGCUACUAAAGGUGUAUCUGAAAAGUCCACCACCACUGUCUAUCUCCCUCCUGCUCUAGAACAAGCUGCAAAAAACACAAGCAAAGUAGUCUGCACAUUCUUCAAAAGCAACUCCCUGUUCCAGGGGGGUCAGAAGAAGAACAGGAUUCUCAGUGAUGUGGUGGGAAUCACUGUGGAGAACGAGAUCAUCACUGAUCUGUCUGAGCCGAUCAAGAUUGGCUUUCACCAUGAUGCCAUACCUAAAAUGUAUUCGAGGAAAUGUGUUUCAUGGGACACAAGGACAGAUCCAUUGCAGGUCAGUUGGUUGGCAGAUGGAUGUGAAACACAACAGAUAGGAGAGGAGCACACAGAGUGCCUCUGUAACCAUCUGACUUACUUCUCUGUGCUGGUGCAACUGGAGCCUCGACCAGUGCGCCACCUCCUGGCUCUGACCACCAUUACAUCUAUGGGCUGCCUUGUGUCUGUGAUCAGCUGUGUCGCUCUCAUCAUCUUCCUCUGCAGGAAGAGAUCUAAGGAGCAGUCCAAACCCAUCCACCUGGGCUUAGCUGUGUCUCUCGCCCUUCUCAAUCUGCUCUUCUUCUUCACUGCGGUCCUGGCCAACGUCGGAGGAGAACAUUUGUGCACCUGGGUGGGGGCACUCCUCCACUACACCCUGCUCAGCUCCUUUGCUUGGAUGGGCAUAGAAGUUUUCCACACCUUCUGGUUGGUGUACAUUAUUUUCAGCCCCUCACCAAAGCCCUAUGUGUGGAACCUGGCCGGCUUCGUUCUCCCUGCUCUUCCUGUGAUCAUCCUGGCUGCAAUAGGUGAUAUUUAUGGACUGAGAGAGGUCGUGCCAAGUGACGAUGCGUCCAACCCUUAUCUGAUGUGCUGGAUGAAAAACACAGAAAAGGCCUGGCUGGGGCACUAUUUCACCACCAUGACGUUUCUGGUCAUCCUGGUGUUCUCGGGCAUCGUGAUGCUCCUCCUGGUCUACUGGCAGAUCCGCACCAGGGACGCAUGGAAGCAGAAUCGUGUGGCUUUUCUCAGCAUCUGGGGACUCAGCUGCCUCUUUGGAACAACUUGGGGUCUGACCUUCCUGGACUUUGGACCCUUCUCUGACUUCAUUCUUUUCCUCUCCUGCAUCCUCAACUCUUUUCAAGGCUUCCUCAUAAUGCUGCGGUUCUACAUGCUGAAGUGGAUGCAGAAACAAACUGGUGGCUCUCCUUUCGGCAGCAACAGCACUGGAUCUACCAGGCAACACAUGCUACAGGCCCAGGAGAAGAGUUAAAUGGACUGAAAAGGGUGUGGUACAUAAAAAGUGGAAAAAUCUGCAGCAGACGACCUCUUUACUACAGCCUGAGACAUUGUAGAUUCACUCUUUCUUUAGUUGAAAUUCUGUCAGUAACCGCUUGGAAACUGGUGCAUUAAACGUAACUGAAGAGUGAAUUUCAAAGUGACCCCAGCAAGCUGUGAAAAAAACUCAGCACACAUCAUUCUUCUGGUAUCCUUUGGUAUUAAACAUCACAGACCAGCUGAAUUGGUAAACACAAGCGCACUGACAGUCAGGUCAGCACUUCUAUCACUAGACAUUAGCAGCAGUUUAUCAAGUUAAAUGCUCUUAAAAUACUCUAUCAGCCUUUCUGGAGGGAUCAAAUUGUGUUUGAUGAUCAUCUCAUGAAGUGAAGAGUUGUUCAGAUGCAUUGUGUAAAUAAUUACUUUUAUUUAAAGCUACAGUAUGCAAGUUCUGGAAAUCAAGCCAGUGCUAGCCCGAGACUCAGCUAAUGCAGGAGCUUUCUGGCCUGUGAGUCCCCUUCAACAAUGUCUCCCAGCAGCUAAUAAUGGCUUCUCGGACUGGUUUUAAGUGGGAGUCUCACUCUGUAAGGGAAUAUCUCUGCACUGCUGCCAGGCUGUCCCAUAAUCUGGUCACAGAAAGCUGUGACAGCACCUCCACAUUAAGCUUGGAAGCAUAUUUCAAUUAAAAAUACUGGGGGAAAAAAAGUUGCAUACUGAAGCUGUAAUUUUAGCUACAUAUGAGCUCUCACAGUUAUAAAACAAAUGGAUGGAGAUUAGUUAAAUAUAAUUAGAACAGCUGGAAGAAUUUUAACCCCAUCCACACGUCAGUCAAAACAGGUUAAAAAAAAUUACUUGAUUUCUUGGUUCUUCUUCUCUGGGGCAGUGGAGAGGAACUGAUAAAAUUACUCAGGAACUGAUGAUACAGGCCUGGAGCCUGUAUCUGUAGACUAAAACCUAGACUGGCUCUAGUUAUAGAAGGGAACAAAUUUAAAGUUAAGCUUCAUUUCCAGAUAGGGAAACUUGGGGAAGUUGAAUGAUUCCAUAUUACUGUGCUGUCCAUAUUACUGUGAUUUGCAUUAUUAUUUCUAUUAAGAAAAACUAUAUAUAAUUAUUGAAGCUCUCCUUUGAACCUUAGAUAAGCUUUUUAUUUUAAAUUUUGUAGAGUAUGCUUUUAUUUUAUGGCUAAGUCUUUUACAGUAGCACUUUCUGUCUUUAAGAUGUACUUAUAGAACCUCAGUGAUUUCUUUUGUUUUGACUUUUGUAUUGUUCCAAUAUGCAUAAGAGAAGAUAUUUUUAGAUAUUUCAUUUACAGUAUAAAUAAAAUAAUGUUUUAUGAUGGAAGACAUCAGAAUGGCUCCAUAGUUUCUCGGUACUGUAUUUUUUUUACCUUCAAUUAAAAUUUACUUUAACUAUGAUGAUUAUCAGGUCUUCAUCUUCAAAAUGGACCAAAUACAUUUAAAUUCAGUCUUAGUUCAAGCUACACCAUUCAGCCACCACAUUAAAACUUUGGUUUAAAUGUUGUUAAUCAUGUUGGGUGUAUAAUUGGCUGGUACAAUGUGUUUUUUUUUUUUUCAUUUUAAAGUAGAAAUGUAAAAUACCUGCCUAUAUAAUUUUAGUCAAUAUGACAUUUCUUUCAUCUCCAGGAGAGCCCACAGUGGAGUUUUUAGAUGUGAUUUUUGCACUGUUUUAUUUUCUAAAGUGUAAUUUUAUGUUACUUGGGUCAUUGUGUAUAUUUGAGUUUUUAUGGAUGUAUUUGGAGUUUUAAUAAAAAACAAAGAGCUAUG
Molecule: messenger RNA, 3916 nt
Organism: Toxotes jaculatrix (banded archerfish)
Lineage: Eukaryota; Metazoa; Chordata; Actinopteri; Toxotidae
Product: adhesion G protein-coupled receptor G3-like
Exons: 15
Coding region: 208-2127 (639 amino acids)
Biological process (GO): cell surface receptor signaling pathway; adenylate cyclase-activating G protein-coupled receptor signaling pathway
Cellular component (GO): membrane
Molecular function (GO): G protein-coupled receptor activity
Source: RefSeq, a predicted model, not a curated record